Lichtheimia ornata is the source of this 3741-nucleotide messenger RNA. RefSeq lists its product as uncharacterized. Gene Ontology annotation, biological process: phospholipid translocation; post-Golgi vesicle-mediated transport; endocytic recycling. The transcript has 14 exons. Lineage: Eukaryota; Fungi; Mucoromycota; Mucoromycetes; Mucorales; Lichtheimiaceae. The record is from RefSeq and is a predicted model, not a curated record. The coding region runs from base 1 to 3741 and encodes 1246 amino acids. Gene Ontology annotation, cellular component: plasma membrane. Gene Ontology annotation, molecular function: ATP hydrolysis activity; ATP binding; magnesium ion binding.
AUGUCCAACUGGAACAGAGAUAACGGUGCUUAUAAUCUUGAUUUGAGUAGUAUGAAUCCUCGUCAUGGUGAUGGUGGAAUCAGUCAAGAGGAAGAUCAACUUGAAUUACUGGAUCACCCAAGGCCGUCGUUCAUGCCUCAUGAUUCGUUUGCAUCACUGGGUCAACCGCUACACGUUUCAAACAGCGAUAACGAAUCGGCAGAUGGUCGAAUAUGUUAUUCAGACAAGGAACAACAACCACUACAACAACGAUCGCAUGAUCAACAACAACGACAAAGACGACGAAACAAAAAAUCAGGAGGAGGAGGAGGAGGAGGAGGAGGAGGCAACCUGGUUUCCAGGAUACGCAAUACGUUAAUGGGACGAAAGACGACGACAGAUCAAUCACCACGCCUGAUUUAUAUGAACAAUCCAGAACGCAACAGCCAAGAAAAGUUCAUCGGCAAUCGUGUAUCCACAGCAAAAUACAACAUCAUCACAUUCCUACCCAUUUUCUUAUACGUUGAAUUCAGCAAAGCUGCCAACUUGUUUUUCUUAUUUAUUUCAUGCAUACAGCAAAUCCCUGAUGUUUCACCUACUUCACGAUAUACCACUCUUGUUCCUCUUAUCAUUGUCCUUGUAAUCACAGCUAUAAAAGAGGUGAUUGAAGAUUAUGGUGUGCAUCGGUCAGAUCGUGAACUUAAUGCGAGGAAAUGCAAAGUGCUGGAAGGAAAUGAAUUUGUGGUGAAAAGCUGGCGUGAUAUCAAGGUUGGCGACGUGUGUCGUAUCGAGGCAUCAGAGUUUUUCCCUGCCGAUCUCAUCCUACUCAGCAGCUCUGAACCUGAAGGCCUAUGCUAUAUUGAAACUAGUAAUUUGGAUGGCGAGGUCAAUCUCAAGAUCAAGCAAGCGCUGCCUGAAACGGCACACUUUGUAUCACCCCACCAAGUCGCAUCCAUGCAAGGCGUGAUCAAAUCUGAGCAACCCAAUAAUCGACUCUACACGUACGAUGGAACAUUGUCACUCGAGCUCAACAACGGGACAACAAAAAACUUGCCUCUUGACCCGGGACAAAUGCUUUUACGAGGUGCACAAUUAAGGAACACAAGUUGGGUUUAUGCUGUUGUCGUAUUCACGGGUCAUGAAACCAAGUUGAUGCUCAAUUCAAGCAAAAAGCCCACCAAGGCAUCCAAUGUCACACGUAUUACCAAUCGCAACAUUUGGUACCUGUUCACCAUGCUCGUCAUCAUGAGCAUCAUGUGUUCAGUGGGUUACUUGGCUCUAUCGAUGCGUGAUUUCGACCAAUUGGGUUACCUAGCACUCGCAGCGGGUGAGCGAGCCCGAGAAUUUGGAUUCAACAUUCUUACAUUCAUGAUCUUGUUCAAUAGCUUUAUACCCAUCAGUUUAAUGGUAACCAUGGAGAUCGUAAAGGUCGUACAAGCUACAUUGAUCGGCAGCGACUUGGAUAUGUAUUACAAUGCCACGGACAUGCCAGCAGUAGCAAGAAGCAGUGGAUUGAUUGAGGAGCUUGGACAAGUCGAGUACAUCUUUUCUGAUAAGACCGGCACGUUGACAUGCAACCAAAUGGAAUUUCGAGAAUGUUCAAUUGCUGGUCUAUCUUAUUCCACUCAUCCUGAUGCUGAUCGAAAGCCACAAUCCAAUGAUGAUUCUCAAGCCCAGUAUUCUUUUCAAAAUUUGGAAGAGCAUUUGCAUACGUCUAUCCAUGCCAACGUGAUCCAUGAAUUCUUAUCCGCACUCAUGACCUGCCAUACGGUUAUUCCUGAAGUCAACCAAGAGACGGGCCAAGUCGUCUAUCAAGCAUCAUCCCCUGAUGAAGGUGCACUUGUUCAAGGUGCCAAGGAUGUCUUUGGUUACAACUUUUAUGCAAGGCGACCCCAUUCCAUCAACUGCAAAGUUAAAACUCAGGAUGUCGAGUACCAAAUCUUGAAUGUAUGCGAAUUCAACUCGACGAGGAAACGCAUGUCAGUGAUUGUUCGUGAUCCCAAUGGCAAAGUGAAGCUGUAUUGCAAAGGGGCUGAUACGGUGAUUCUCGAGCGCUUGGACAAGAACAAUAUUUUCGUUGAUAGUACUUUGUCUCAUUUGGAGAACUUUGCAUCUGAAGGCUUGAGAACGCUAUGCUACGCAAUGCGUGAUAUCUCUGAAGAAGAAUACGCAAAAUGGUCGCAGAUUUACGACAAGGCAGCAACAACAUUGGUCAAUCGUGCAGAGGAACUCGAUAAGGCGGCCGAGAUUAUUGAAAAGGAAAUGUUUUUGCUUGGUGCAACAGCCAUUGAAGAUAAGCUUCAAGAUGGCGUGCCUGAUACAAUUCAUACGUUGCAUGAAGCCAAUAUCAAGAUUUGGGUACUCACAGGGGAUCGUCAAGAGACAGCCAUCAACAUUGGCUACAGCUGCAAAUUGUUGACGGAUGAAAUGGAUCUCAUUGUCUGCAAUGUGGAUAGUCAAGAAGCGACUCGAGACUUUUUAACGUCCAAGCUUGCCGAUGCUCAACACCAGGAAGAAAAUGGAGCUGAGCCGCUUGCUUUGGUUAUUGAGGGCAAGUCUUUGACAUUUGCUCUUGAGAAGGAUUUGGAGCGUACGUUUUAUGAGCUUGCUAUCAAAUGCAAAGCUGUUAUUUGCUGUCGUGUAUCCCCACUACAAAAAGCACUCGUUGUCAAGCUGGUGAAAAAAUUUUCAAAAUCAAUAUUACUCGCUAUUGGGGAUGGUGCCAACGACGUAUCCAUGAUCCAAGCUGCUCAUGUCGGUGUGGGUAUUAGUGGUGUGGAAGGUCUUCAAGCAGCACGAAGCGCUGAUUUCAGUAUUGCGCAAUUCCGAUUCUUACGCAAAUUGCUGUUGGUUCACGGUGCAUGGGCUUAUCAACGUCUAAGCAAAAUGAUUUUCUACUACUUUUAUAAAAACGUCGCAUUGUACCUCACGCAAUUCUGGUAUGCCAUCUUUAACGGCUUUUCAGGGCAGACAUUAUACGAAUCAUGGACAAUGUCUUGUUUCAACGUGAUUUUUACGAUCUUGCCUCCGAUGGUGAUUGGUAUCUUUGAUCAAUUUGCAGCAGCACGCCUUCUUGACAAGUAUCCUCAAAUGUACAUGUUGGGCCAGCGUAAUGAAUUCUUCAAUCAAAAACGAUUUUGGGGAUGGAUCAUCAAUGCCAUCUAUCACUCCGCUCUACUUUAUUUAUUGGGUAUGGCAGCAUUUAUGGAUGACGCCAAGUUUGCAAACGGAUGGGUUGGUGGUCAAUGGUGGGUAGGCACAACCAUAUUCAGUGCCACGCUCGCCACCAUCUUGUAUAAGGGUGCUCUUAUCACAGACAUGUGGACCAAGUAUGCUGUGAUCGCAUUCCUAGGUUCGUUUUUGAUAUGGUUUGUGUACAUGCCAUUUGUCGCGUAUGUCGGACCACUGGUGCCUUGGGAUCUCUUUAAUGAAUACGUGGGCAUUGUUCCCGAGCUCUUUGGCAAUGUGAAUUACUGGUUGUUCUUGAUCAUUGUGCCUUUGAUAUGCAAUCUUCGUGAUUACCUGUGGAAAUACUACAAGCGAUUGUAUCGUACUCGCAGCUAUCAUUAUGUUCAAGAGAUACAAAAGCUCAAUCUUCCUGAUUAUCGCCCACGAAUGGAUCGUUUCCGACAAGCGGUGAACAAAGUGCGAAAGAUUCAGCGUCUUAAGCAGUCGCGAGGAUAUGCCUUCUCUCAAAGUGACACCGAUCAACGCAAGAUCAUUAGAAUGUAUGAUACGACACAACAAAAACCAAUUGGUUGA